Messenger RNA from Papilio polytes (common Mormon), 4502 nucleotides. RefSeq lists its product as uncharacterized. NCBI's taxonomy places the organism in Eukaryota, Metazoa, Arthropoda, Insecta, Lepidoptera, Papilionidae. Gene Ontology annotation, molecular function: ubiquitin-protein transferase activity; ubiquitin binding. Gene Ontology annotation, biological process: proteasome-mediated ubiquitin-dependent protein catabolic process; protein linear polyubiquitination. The record is from RefSeq and is a predicted model, not a curated record. Bases 562 to 4398 code for a protein of 1278 amino acids. Gene Ontology annotation, cellular component: LUBAC complex. The transcript has 5 exons.
UUGCCUCAGUUAUGUUACGAAUAUAGAAACCUUCAUUUGACCGGUACUGUUGUGAAAUAUAUACAGCCCUGUAUUACUCAUCUUUACAAUUUUUAAGCGUAACAAUUGAGGUGCUACUAAAAAGUCGGGAAGUAUCCAAAUUUAAGUGGGGCCGAGUGUUUUAAAAUGAAAUAGAAAUAGCAAAAAGUGAAUCGCGAAGUUGGGCUAAAUAUAGCUGAUCGGGCGGCGCGCUGCAGGCGGCGGGCGGCGGCGAGCGACGGGUGGUGGCGGCGGGCGGCCGGCGCUGGCGACUCAGUGGCCGCGCGACCUCGCUUUGUUCUCCACUGCGCUCCGCCUCCGCGCCGUACACUACACUAUUAUUGACAAUUGUGGUCGUUGACAAAAGUUGUUACAUUAUGAUUGUUUGCCGUGUUUGACCUCUGCCCCAAUCUACUAAUUGAAUAUUUCUUACGAUGAAGGGCGUUAACAACGCUUUAAAUAUAUCGCGAUCCGUGCGAAAUCGAGGUUAAUAUGCUCUAGAUUCGGUUUUUGUUACUUCUCAUGGUUUCAGAGUGAAAGGUGAUGAACGGCGAUAUAAAAGCGGAGGCACCGCGUCCGCGACCACUCUCCGGUGGUAUUUGGACGUUGUUCUCGUGGCUCCGACGCGACGACCGCUCCAUCUCCAGCGAGAGCCUUUCCAGUGCUGGGUCUGACCGCACUGCUGUCAGCUUUGCUUUCCUAGAACCCUUGAAUUACAAGGCUGCAACAGAACCGAUCGUUUUGCCGCCGCUCAGUCCGCCCACUGAUUCUUAUAAAAAAAGGGUGCGGGAUCGAAAUUUUCGAAGGCAAAGAGAACGCAACCUAACUCUUCAUCGGAAAUACGGUUUAUUUAAAGGAGAAAACGGCGACAGAUACGACGCAUUUAGCCUUCCGUUUGACCGCAGGAAUAUAUCCGACGGCGGAAAUAAUAUUGAACGGGGACGAAGAGCCGCGAGCGAAAGCUUUCAGAGGCGAGCUCCUUACGUACCUGGUAAAAGACGUGCACCUUUGCCCCCAACGGUCACUUCUUCUCUUCCACGAAAUUUUUCAAGGAAACGACCAGCUCCUCAACCACCCAAUAGAUUAAUAGUCGACAAUAGCGUUGCUUUACGUUCUGGACCAAUGAAUCCAAAGCCUAAUUGUGAUAGACGCUCUUUACCUAACAAUGUCUCUGUGGACAUCAAUAUUGAAAAAUCUAAACAAGAAAUAAAGAAAACUGAUAAAAGUUUUUUGAAGCAAAUUUUUGACAAUAAAAAGAGAAAUUCUUCGAUAGAGUCAAAUUAUGUAAAACUAUUACCAAACAUUAGUGAAUUAGAUAAACAAGCAGCUAAAAUUAUUGAAAACAAGAAACUCAAGUUAUUGGAAGCAAAAGGAACUGUUUCUGUUAAUGACAUCGGUUCAGAUCCUUCAAAGAAUUGGAUUUGUACUCAAUGUUUUAGAAAUUACAAUAACGCGGUAUCAACUUGUUCAUAUUGUGUAUUGAAUAACAAAUAUACAGGUAAUAUCUUACAAAAUAAUCUAAAUUCAAAUGUAGCUUCAAAUAUAUACACGCAAACCGAUAAUGACUUAAGGAAAAUUGCAUCAACGAGUAAACGAAAUGAAGAAGACGAGAAGAAAAAGCUAAAGGAAAUGUUGAAGGAAAUGAAAGAUUCUCUUCCUAAGCGACCUAAACAAAAUGUAUUACCCACUGAAAGUCCUACGCUUCGAAUAGGAUCUUCGCGGGAGAAACACAUAUCUGACCCACCUACUAAAAACGAAAGCCCUUCAAAGAAACUAGAUGUAACAGUUGCUAAAGAAGAUAUUAUGCAGCCAUCCACCAGCGGGAUACAAAAUUCUGUAUUUCAUCAAAUUAAAUCGAAUGUUACAGACCAAAGUAUUAUGAUGGCAAUUUCUAAAAAUAUUGAAUCUAAGAAAGUUUCCAAUAUACCGAACGAUAUGACGAACAAAAACUCACAAGACGAACCAAUUGUUAUUACUUACAAGGAUGGUAUUCGUCAUACUACAGUACAGGAGAAAGAAUCAUUAUUAAAAACACAAGUUGAUGUUGAGGGUGCGGAAAAAAUUAAAAAAUACCAACCAACAGUUCAAAAUAAAUUACUUGAUAAUUCUAAGGCCUCAUCUGACGUAAAACCAGAAAUAUCGAACCAAUUAAAAUCAAAGAUAUCCCCAGAAAUAAAACACAAAAAUUUAACACCAGCCUUGUUUGUUAGUGAAGGAUCAAAACCAAGACCCAUAGAAAGUCUAGCUAAUCUUAAACCUGAAGUAACACUUACACAGACUUCUGUAAGUUCUUCUAUUACGAAACUGCCAACAAGUGGGAAGACACAAAAAAAGGAAAUUGAAGUCAAUACAGCAACUACUGAUACAACCUAUCUAUCAAAGCAGCGAUCGGCAGAAAACUGUCUAGAUAAAAAUGUGAAAUCCACUAAAUGUGGUGAAGAGAAAACAACUAAAACAAACGAAAAUAACAUUCAAGUUUCAAGUACGAGUAGUGCACCGAGUCUUCACACACCUUUAAGGAUUUCAUCGCUUUUGAAUCCAGUUUAUCGCCCUAUGACAUCACCUAAAUCUGCAUCGGAGGGGAAUUCAAAGAACAUUAAAGGGCCUAAACCCGAUGUUAUAUCAUUAUCAACUGCAGUCAUUUCACAGCCUCCUACAGUAUUGAUAAAUCAAAGACCUCUUAUGCCUAUCAAAGAAAUAUCGGAACCAAGUGAGAAAGAACCCGAGGAAAAGCAAAUGGCAUCACCGUCAAUUACAAAAAACCAAUAUAGCACAAAUACAUCUGUAUGUAAAGUUUUAGGGGUUACACCUUCAUCGUCCAAAGACAAGCAGGAGAAAUGUAUCAGUAAAGCGGAACAUCAUAUCAGGCGAAGACAGCUUGUGAAUCAAUUAGAACAAUCUAUAGCGACAGGUGAUGAACAAGCAGCUGCCGAAGCUGCUGUUAAACUCGCUAAACUUCGAUUGUCGUGUUCCGUUUUGUCUUUUUCUUCACAAAUCAUUGGGAAUGCCGCUAUUCCAAGAAUUAUAGAUUCUAACACAAAAGCUGCAGAAAAAAAUGAUAAAAACACGGUAGGUGGUUUAAACAGAGUUCCCAUGCAGGAGAAGGUCAAUAAUGAAUUAACAAAGCAAAAAGAAUCGUCAGAAAAACAAUCACUAGUCCCUUGUUUAAACAAAAGUGCCGCGAACGAGACUACGAACAGACCUUCUACGUCAAAAGACCAAGGAACAUCGAAAGAAGAUAAAAUCGCAAUCUCACAGAUAAAUUUAAAACAGAAGGCCUCUGGUAUAGAGUCUAGUCAUGGAGAAAAUAAGAUAAUGGCAAUCAAGAUAUGGGUUGAGGAUAAGGAAACCACUCGCGGCCCGAUACAGUUUCGAAUAUCAAAACAAGCAACGAUGGGUGAGUUGCGGCGGCAGGCGGAAGCAUCACUGGGACUCGAUUCCAAAUUACAACGUUGGAUAGUUGGCAGAACGUUAUGUUUGAAUGAUUCAACACCUUUAGCAACUCUAGCUGGUCCUGAUCUGAGUGCACCCUUCUACUUAUGUAUAGUAGAGUCUGAAACAAAGAAGGAGGUAACAGGCGAUGGCAGUAGAAACAGCGAAGAUCGGCAAAUGGGUAAUGGAGCUGGGGAGGUUUAUAAGGAACUUAUGAAGCUAGAGCAGCAAGCAAUUGUUCCAAACAUGGACGCGUUUGAAUGUGGCGUUUGCAUGGACGAAUGUGAAGCCGGGAGAGGCGUUGUACUUCGUGAAUGCAUCCAUACCUUUUGUAGAGAUUGUCUCGCUGAUGUUGUAAAGCAUUGCGAGGAGGCGGUAGUGUCGUGUCCGGCUAUCGGAUGUCCUGGAAUGCUACAAGAGCGUGAAAUACGUGCCUUGUUAUCUACCGAGGAGUAUGAGCGUUGGCUAGCUCGAGGGUUAGCCACCGCCGAAUGUGGAACUCGAAACGCAUUCCACUGUCGUACCAGUGACUGUACGGGCUGGGCUCUCUGUGAACCUGGAGUCAGAAAGUUCCCAUGUCCAGUAUGCAAAUGCAACAAUUGUGUGCCCUGUCAGGCUAUACACGACGGCGAAACAUGUGAACAUUACCAAACGAAACUUCGCACGGCCGUCACAGCAGCCCAAACGAAUGAAACUGAUGCGGGCACUAAAGCGUUGCUGGAUUCACUCAAACGCCGUGGCGAAGCUCUAGAGUGUCCGGAGUGCAGUGCCAUCAUCACAAAGAAGUGGGGCUGUGACUGGGUAAAAUGUUCGGCGUGUAAAACUGAGAUCUGCUGGGUGACGCGCGGCCGGCGCUGGGGGCCCGCAGGCCGCGGCGACACCACCGCCGGCUGCAGGUGUGGCGUCGACGGCAAACGAUGUCAUCCUUCUUGCGGUUAUUGUCAUUAAUUUAUUAUUUAUGUAUAAUCUAUUAACUAUAUCUAAAUGUGUAUUUGUAUUAAAAAUUUUACAUACAUGAAUCUACAAAUAAAGUAUAUUAUGUUUAUAGUUAA